AUGGAGGAAACAUCCAAGACCAAGCGGGUUCGGCGAAGAAAGCCUCGCUGUUCAGGAUGCAAGCUGUACAACUCAGAGUGCACAUACACUGGCCCCACGAGAGCUCCAGCAGUCAAGCCGAACCAUGUCAAGAAGAUCGAGAUGCUGGAAGCGCGGCUUGCGCAACUCGAGGCUCAAAAAGGGCAACCCCAGUCCAUGACUGUCAAGCAUGUGUCCAUGUCUCCCAUCGCUGGGGUUGAAUUGAGUUCAGCACUGCAGACAUUCUCUAGCUCCGAUGAAGAGCAGUUUUGGGGGCUAGGAGCUGGGUCGAUAUCCAAUGAAACCCCGAGCUACUCUACCGACCACGACAGCGUACAAGUACCGGGCAACGACUCUAGGACACUCCCACCGCUGCGAGUAGUCCUCCCAAUCGUCGAAGACUACUUUGAGAAGUCAAACAAAGUUCUACCACUUUUUGACAAAAACGUCUUCAUGAAGAUGCUACGUGUGUGGUACACAUACCCUGCAUACCGCAAGACAGACGCCUGGGCAGCUGUCAACAUCGUUCUUGCUCUAGCUCAGAGGCAUUCGUAUGCUUCGAGUCCGACAGACACACAACACAUGCAACGAUACAUCAACAAUGUGCAAUCAGUCAUCAACGAGCUGGUCGUCAGCGAACCCAAUCUUCUGGCGCUUCAAGUUGUGCUGGGCCUGGUCCUCGUGUUUCACGGCUCAUCCGAUGUCCGACCUGCCGCGAUGAUCAUUGCCACUGCGAUGCGUCUCGUUCACGGCCUCAGACUUUAUACCAAGAAUCUGCGCCCCGAAGAUGAGUAUGAUGCGGCCGAAAUACUUCAAAGGAACAGAGUCUUUUGGAUCGCAUAUAUCCUGGACCGGGAUUGCGCCAUGAGAACGAGCUCGCCGGCCAUCCACCAAGAUGCAGACAUCGAUGUAGAUCUCCCCGAAAUGCACCCACCCGACAAGGCAGGAAUCAUCAUUGGUUUCUUGGGGCAAGAAUUCAACUACUUCCGGACCCGAGUGCAGCUUGCUUACAUCCAAGGCAAGCUUUACUCGAUGCUCCUGUCCGUCAGAGCCCUGAAACUCCCGGAUCGCGAAAGAACCCAAAACAUGAUCCGACUGCGAGAGAUGCUCGAGAACUGGGAGAAGUCGAUCCCGGAGGAGUUUAUGGCGCAAAGCGUGGUCGGCAUUGUGUCAACGGAGUACAUGCGGUACCUCUGCCUGCUGCACUACACGCAGUUGCAGUUGGUUGCGACAACGCACUAUGCGGACUCCCAUCAUCUCGAGUGGCUACAAGAAGUUUUGAAUUGCAGCAAAAGGCAAGCUCCGCAAGUCCUUCCCGAAGCUUUCGCGCUACAGCUGCCGGAUUGCUGGGAGAAGCUGGUUGAGGAGGCGAGGACCUGCAUGCAUCUCUAUGCUGCGACGCCUGAGAAUGAUUCAGCUCUGACUUGGUUGGUGUCCUGUGGUUACUUGACAAGCAUCAUGUUCAUCACGGUCAACAACCUAGCAAACCCCGACCACCCAUGCCGACUUACCGACCAGAGCAAUGUGGAAUCUGCACUGCUGUUGUUAGAAAGGCUGAUCAAGGCCACCGAUGACUACCGGCUGAAGAAGAUCCACGGUGCCUGCAAGGAGCUGAACGAGAAAGCAAGAAAGGCCCUGAGUCCUCCGCCCUCGACUAACUUCUUCGACCCACCUGGCUUAGAGUUUGGAGACGAGGACCCAUUGGACGAAGGACGGUGGGACUUGAUGGAUAGUUCGUUCUGGGCUACUGGUGACUUUGCGACGGCAAAUUGA
This is a messenger RNA of Colletotrichum chrysophilum, 1791 nucleotides long. RefSeq lists its product as uncharacterized. NCBI's taxonomy places the organism in Eukaryota, Fungi, Ascomycota, Sordariomycetes, Glomerellales, Glomerellaceae. The transcript is spliced from 4 exons. The record is from RefSeq and is a predicted model, not a curated record. Gene Ontology annotation, molecular function: DNA binding; DNA-binding transcription factor activity, RNA polymerase II-specific; zinc ion binding. Gene Ontology annotation, biological process: DNA-templated transcription; regulation of DNA-templated transcription. Bases 1 to 1791 code for a protein of 596 amino acids.